Messenger RNA from Tachysurus fulvidraco (yellow catfish), 4481 nucleotides. RefSeq names its product Meis homeobox 1 a (gene meis1a). Gene Ontology annotation, biological process: eye development; angiogenesis; hemopoiesis. Lineage: Eukaryota; Metazoa; Chordata; Actinopteri; Siluriformes; Bagridae. Gene Ontology annotation, molecular function: RNA polymerase II cis-regulatory region sequence-specific DNA binding; DNA-binding transcription activator activity, RNA polymerase II-specific. The record is from RefSeq and is a predicted model, not a curated record. The transcript is spliced from 13 exons. Bases 768 to 1913 code for a protein of 381 amino acids.
CCUCCCGCUGUCCAGUUCGGAGACAUGACACUGAAUGAAGACUAGGCGACUUUCCGCGGACAGCAUGGGGCUUUUAUCCGACUUGUAAACACGACUGGAAUAAACCCAACGCAGCACCAUUUUGGAACAUCUUCACAUCUUCAACGUCGACUGUUUGGUUUGUUGUUGCUUCUUGGGGCUUAAAAAAAGAACGAAGGAAAAAAAGGUGGAAUCUGGCACUUUAGGCACUUAAAAGCUAGCAGGAGUUUGUUGUCGGAUUGACAAUGUGUGUGUGAGCAGCGCCUGAGCUCGGUGGACUCCCUGAUGCGGUGUGAGUCCGAGCGGCUCCGUGGUUCCGCACAGCCGCCCUCGGCGCGCCCAAAGCCGGCCUCGGUGUGAGCGGGGACUCGGUGCUGCGCCGCCACCUCCACCACCAACAGCCACAACCUUCUCUUCCUCCUCCUCAUCCUCCUCCACCUAGUCCUCAUGGCGCAGCGGGUGCGUAAAUCAAAAAUACCGGGGUGAAAAAAAGUGAUUUUUUUAUCUUCUUGGGUUCGGUGGACGUCAACUAUCAAGUGUGCAACGAUUCAGAAUUAGUAAAUAACCUACUCAUGAUCACAUAUGACUCUCAUGGCUAUCACUCUUAAAAAUAAAGAUGAUAGAAAAGAAGAUCAACUUUAGAUUCUUUUAAGCCUUUGUUUGUUUGUUUGUUUGUUUGUUUGUUUUGCUUCUGUUUUUAUUUGGUGCCACACUGAAGUAAAUACCUGAAACUUGCAAAUAGGUUCAUCAUGUGGACAUUUAAGUACGAGGAUCUGGUGCAUUACGGAGGGGACGGGCUCGGGAUCCCGGCCCCGGCGAUGUAUGGCGAGCCUCACGCAGCGGCUCGCGCCAUGCACGCGGUUCACGGGGGUCCCGGUCCCGCUGCCGCGCUGCACGCGCACCACUAUCCACUGGCGGCGUCUGCCGGCGUGGGCUCGGCUGUUAACGACGCGCUAAAGCGUGACAAAGACGCCGUUUAUGGACACCCGCUGUUUCCUCUGCUUGCACUGGUUUUUGAGAAAUGUGAAUUAGCCACAUGUACACCGAGGGAGAGCGGCCUGGCGGCUGAUGUCUGCUCAUCCGCAUCCUUCGACGAGGACAUUACCGUGUUUUCAAAACAGAUAAGAACAGAAAAACCAUUCUUCACGCCCAAUCCAGACUUGGAUAACCUGAUGGUACAAGCUAUACAAGUGCUGCGUUUUCAUCUUUUAGAAUUAGAGAAGGUCCACGAGCUUUGUGAUAAUUUCUGUCACCGGUAUAUCAGCUGUCUGAAAGGGAAGAUGCCGAUGGAUCUGGUGGUGGAUGACAGAGAAGGAUCUUCUAAAUCCGACAGCGAGGAUUUCAGUCGAAACUCCGGCGGCCCCGCGGAUCAAAUGUGCUGGAGGGAAGAUGACUCCGUCUCCGUUCACUCCACCGAAGGCCCGGCACCCUGUGGUGGACGUUCCAGUUCUCUCAACGGAGACAACAGUAGUGAACAUGGUGACCUUUUGGACCACGGUGCUGCUUCUCCGAGCACAGGGGACGAUGACGAGACGGACAAGGACAGGCGGAACAACAAAAAACGAGGGAUUUUCCCUAAAGUGGCAACCAACAUCAUGCGAGCAUGGCUGUUCCAACACCUAACACACCCGUACCCAUCUGAAGAGCAGAAGAAGCAGCUAGCGCAGGAUACGGGACUCACCAUCCUCCAGGUCAACAACUGGUUCAUCAACGCCCGGAGGAGGAUAGUGCAGCCGAUGAUCGAUCAGUCGAACCGUGCAGUGGGUCAUGGUGGGCCCUACACUCCUGACAGUCAGCCCAUGGGAGGCUACAUGUUGGACGGACAGGCUCACAUGGCUGCCAGAGCCCCAGGUUCAUUGGGGAUGGGGAUGGACAGUCAGUGGCACUACAUGUAACCAAUGUCUAAUGCAUCUUAACACCUACCGAGGUGUCAGCACCAAAGAUGGCGAAUCGUCAACGCUACAAAUCCCAGAAGCCUGAUAAAUUACCUCUCCGUGGCUUAAGGAAUGCAAGUGCCUCGCUGCCACCAUAGAGACUGCUGCAGCAGGCCGUUACAGCCGUCUCGUUCAAAAUGGCCGCCCCAGCUGGAGUCUGCUGUGGACGGGACAUCAAUCAUAAUGGGUCAAAAAAAUAAAUAAAAAAAUAAAACCAUAAAAACGCUCCUCUACUACUCCGAGCCUUACCUGCUGUAGGCCUGGAGACUAAGACUGAACUGCCUUAAAGGAUAAAGUCUGUGGAAUGUUAAACCUCAAAACUAUUUUUUAUCCAGGUGUUUAAAUGGUUUUAUUGUGUUGCUUUGUCAAAUUCUAGGUUUUAGUUUUUAAGGCCCAAAAAUGACCUCCUGUAAUUGGCUAAGAGGAAGUAGUUUAAUAUCGUUAGCAUAAAACUUAUAAGUUAUAAGUAUCAAAUUUUGUGAAUUAUUAAUGUAUUCUGCAAAUAUUUUACUCUGAAUGGUUAUUUAUACAGUAUAGAAGGUCGAGAGCAGAGAUUCAAUAGCAGCCUUGUAUCAGAAGUUACAAUAGGAUAUCCUUAGUUACAGCAUCAGCUUCCUUAGUUACAGCAUCAACUUCCUUAGUCACACCAUCAACUUCCUUAGUUACAGCAACAACUUCCUUAGUUACAGCAACAACUUCCUUAGUCACACCAUCAAUUUCCUUAGUUACAGCAUCAGCUUCCUUAGUUACAGCAACAACUUCCUUAGUUACAGCAUCAACUUUCUUAGUCACACCAUCAACUUCCUUAGUUACAGCAUCAACUUCCUUAGUUACAGCAUCAGCUUCCUUAGUUACAGCAACAACUUCCUUAGUCACAGCAUCAACUCUCUUAGUCACACCAUCAACUUCCUCAGUAACAGCAACAACUUCCUUAGUCAUAGCAUCAACUUCUCUUAGUCACAGCAUCAACUUCUCUUAGUUACAGCAUCAACUUCCUUAGUUACAGCAUCAGCUUCCUUAGUUACAGCAUCAGCUUCCUUAGUUACAGCAUCAGCUUCCUUAGUCACACCAUCAACUUCCUAGUUACAGCAUCAGUUUCCUUAGUUACAGCAUCAACUUCCUUAGUCACACCAUCAACUACCUUAGUCACACCAUCAACUUCCUUAGUUACAGCAUCAACUUCCUUAGUUACAGCAUCAACUUCCUUAGUUACAGCAUCAACUUCCUUAGUCACAGCAUCAACUCUCUUAGUCACACCAUCAACUUCCUCAGUAACAGCAACUUCCUUAGUCACACCAUCAACUACCUUAGUCACACCAUCAACUUCCUUAGUUACAGCAUCAACUUCCUUAGUUACAGCAUCAGCUUCCUUAGUUACAGCAACAACUUCCUUAGUCACAACAUCAACUUCCUUAGUUAUAGCAUCAGCUUCCUUAGUCACAGCAUCAACUUCCUCGAUUACAUCAACAACUUCCUCAGUCACACAAUCAGCUUCCUUAAUUUCAAGAUUAACUUCAUUGUAACUUGACCAACUUCCAUAGUUACCUAAAAGGCAGCUGAUGCUCAUGAGAUAAACAUGCUGAUUUCUAAAGGCUCUUUCUCCCGUGUUGUUGAUCUGUUAGCUGCACGUGUUGAGAAUAGCGUGUUCACGUGUCUCUGUAUAAACCGUAACUUUUGCUCCAGCUUACAUUUAGUAAUUCGUUGUUUCCCAAACUGGUGCUUGGGCCCCUCGGAUGGCUUUGUGCGGUGGGAACUGCGAGAGAAGUUAAAAUGGCUAAUGUACAGAAACGCGCCACUAUCAACAGAUAACACGACAUCUUGUGUGAAACUCACAGACGUAAUAACACAAUCGGCCCCAAAAAAAAAAAAAAACCAGUAUGUGGCCUGAUUUUAGCGACAUGUCCCACUGAAACGUAUCGGAGGUCACGUUCCUGCUUUCUCAAAUCCACUCCGAAAACCACGCUGAAUAAAAUAUGCAUUUUGAGGUUUAACGGUGACCUUUAAGAAGUUUAACAACAUCCUUCUCACCAGCAGCAGGACGACCUGCACACAUUUUAAGGAUCUACGCGGAAGUAAACACCAAAAAAAAAAAAAACACGGCAAGGCCUGGAGAAGGACGCCGCGACAGAAAUAAAAAAAGAAUACAAAGUAAACUAAAAUAAAAUGCUUGUAUUGAUGAUAAGGUUUGAUUUUAGAUGACAUAGGCACUAAGCUUGCAAAAUUUUAAGGUUGAUUGUAUCAUUUUGUAGUGCUGCACACACCAAAUGCAACGAUGUUUACCUUUACAAUUACGCCGCAGAUGCACAGAUGUUUUGAAAAAAAUAAUAAUAAUAAUAAUAUGAAUGUUUAUUGCGUUUCUGCUGCUUUGCAUAUCUCUCGUACGAGUGACGGUGCUCAAAGAAAACCCGGAAAAAAAACAAUGAUUGUAAAUGUUCUGGUUGGCGUCGGUACACCAUGUUCUGUAUUUUCCGCACUAUGUGUGUUUGUGUGUGAGUGCGUGUGCUGUUUUCAUAAAACUUUUUACCUCAA